Molecule: messenger RNA, 8224 nt
Organism: Xyrichtys novacula (pearly razorfish)
Lineage: Eukaryota; Metazoa; Chordata; Actinopteri; Labriformes; Labridae
Source: the annotation of a GenBank genome assembly
GGGUUCGUACCGGGAACAGAGUUCAUUUUAAUUUGCAUAAUUAGCGAAAGACAGUAAGAGAGCUAAGAGAUCUGACCUGUGUCAAUGAGUUUGCAAGACUAAUUUUUGCGUACCUUUUUCAUGUUUUAAGUUUUAUUCAGUUCAGUUUUUUUAAAUGCAGUUAAAUAUCAAAAUUUUCAGUGGUAGUGCAGAGUUUCAAUGUGAGCCUGAAAGCUCUUUUGUUUCUGUGAAUGGGUUACUGGGGCUUGAUCAGCACAGGGUAUUUGCACUACAGAUAGGACAUCCUGUUUGUGCUGAACUUGUGGACCCCUUCCUGUGAAUGGGUAUGCUCCAUUAUCGGCUCCUCUUUCUUUCUUGCCUGUGGUCUUUGUCAGCCUUCAGCUGAUGCCUUCACUGCCCCGGGUUUGUUUGAUCAACGCAACCAUGACCACGUGAACGCUCAAACCAAUUAUGGCCCCUGGCAGAGGCUUACGAUCAGGCUCAUCUUGUGCAGAGGGAUUUCUGCAAAUUGGAUCAGGCUUCUUACAGGGGCUUACCAUGACGUACUGCAACUUUGAGUUUAAUCAUGAGGAUCCUCGGCAAUCCUCCAUCUCUCAAGGAGAACAGAGCAUCGCAAUUAGCUUCACCUGAGUGUUAAGGGAGGAAAACCUGUAAAAGUUAGUGAAUCAAAGCUUUGUUAAGUUUUUUUUUGUCACAAUGGGAGAGGAGAUAUCUUUGGAGGAAUAACAUUCCAGUGCUGUCCCCGGGUCCUCCUGGGUUCUUCUUCUCUGCUCUUUUGCUGUGGGAUGGAUUACAGGUUGAGCUGAUUCCUGUCCUGUAUUGGUGGACCAGCUAAAGGAGACCCUGACAGCAAACAGACAGGGAACUGCAGGUUGGCGCAGUCAAGGACACUAAACCAAGGAGCUUUCUGGAAAUCCUGGUGCUCCUGUUGUUCUAGAUUAUCAUUUGAUUCGUCUUCACAGGUAGGGACGCACUGCAGGUUGAACUAUGGCGCUGAUGCUGGUAAAGUUUGAUCUGAAGAAGCGAGUAAAGCUCGCUCAGACUGUCUGGUUCAUGUACUGGUUUGCUGUAAUGGCCGGCGUGCUGGUCUUCAGCAUGGGCCUUUUCUUUAAGAUAGAGCUACGGAAACGAUCAGAACUCAUGGACAACAAUGAAAGCCACUUCUUACCGAACCUGCUCAUACUCAUGGGUCUAAUAGCCUGUGGCAUCAAUGCCUUUGGAGGCAAAGUCUGCUACGACUCAUUGGACCCUGUCAAGUUUGCCAAGUGGAAGCCAAUGUUGAAGAACUUCUUGGUAUUCUGCGUGGGCUUCAACGCUCUGCUAUUUGUAACGGCACUGUUGUGUUUCCUGAUGAGGAUCCCUUUGCAGUUCACCCUUGCUGAAGGGCUGAGGAACGGCAUGAGGUUCUACAAGGACACGGACACACCAGGUCGCUGCUACAUGAAGAGGACUCUGGAUCAGAUGCAGAUGGAUUUUCGUUGCUGUGGGAAUGACAACUACAGAGAUUGGUUUGAGAUUCAGUGGGUUAGCAACCGCUACCUGGACUUCAGCGCAAAGGAAGUCAAAGAGUAAGUGUCAAAGAUCUAAAAUUAUAACUCCCAUCAUCACUUUGGAAAGUUAAGGGUCUCAGAUCUGCUUGGUGAUGGUGCAGUGGGUGUUUUUGGCUCAAAGAGAUUGUCAUUGAACCUGAAAGUAUCAAGGUGGGAGCGUAAGUGGAUUUGAGGUGAAGGUAGGUCAGGGCAGGUGCAUUAUUCACUUUCGUUCACUGAAGAUUAGCAUCACUGAAAUGGCGGCCUUUAGGACUCCCAGGGUGGAAGAGGUUACUAGGCAGUUUUAUGGAUAAGGCGAGGGGAGGGGCUUGAGCGAUUAGCAACAGAAAAAGAUAUGAGGUCAAAAAGGCACGGAUUAGAGGGCAUUGUUCUAGUCCAGUAAAAUGUGAUGAACAUACUCACUUACAAACCUUUAAUUUAUACAGACUUGAUCUCUAUUGGUGCAACAGGCGUGCAUUAGCUCUGUGAGGAAUACUGCAGAGAAGUUUGAGCACUGGCGCUUAAUUAGUGUUUAAUCUCAGGGAUUACAGUGUCCAUGUCCUUUAAGUGUCCGACGUUUCCAAUCAGCAAAAUACUGAGGAACAUUCCAAAGACAGCAUGACCAAGUAAAAGUUCUCAAAUGAAAACUUUAAUGGUAAUGGACUGCAUCGUGGGACUGAAAAUCUAAUACCUGAACUUAGAAAAGAAGACUUUUAGUUAUGGCCCGUUGGUGGUUGUGAAGGUUCUCAACCAUUCAGGUCAUUGAGGUCUAAUCCAAAAGGCAACUGGCCAAACCAAGUCCAUUUGCCUUUUGGAUUAAACUUGGAAAUGUCCCAACACUCUUAAACAUUAUACAAACUGGUACUGGUCAUCUUUAUUAUUAUCAGCAUCUUGAAUAGUAUUCAACACAGCCUAUACUAUGGAUAUGGAUCAAAGAGGUUUCUUGGGUUUUCAUGGGGUUUGACUGGGUGUUAAAAUCAUCCAUUCAUAUCUGACCUUCUGUGGUGUCAGUGAUCCAAUUAUAAGGUCUUUCUGUUGGCCUACAACCGUCAAUCACAGCUGAGCACUCACACUUAUAUGCUCAUUGUCAUUUACACUUUUGUGUCAGGUCCAAAUGCAUGAACAAUGUAAAACUUUUCCUACUUUUUUGGUGUUUGUUCACCAGUUGCUGUCUUCUUCUGGGUCUACAGGUGGUCUAGAUGGAAAAAAAGAUUUCUAAAUGUUAGAUGCAACACAAGCCAUUCAAUCAGCUCACUAGAUGUUCAGUUUACCCUUCCUACCCCCCACUUACAUUAUUACAAAAUAAUAAAAUCCCUUUUGUUGUUUUCAGGUAUAUAAUAUUGAGGUUUGCUUGAAAAAAAGUUUCUGUUAUGCUUUGUGGCAGAACUUUAUUUAACUUGGUUGCAUUGCACAGCUGGAGAGAUACUUCCUAUAUAGCACAACUUUAUGUUUUGGCUUAAUGCGUGCCCAACUUUGCUAAUUUUAGCCUGCACACGCCACAGAUAUAGUCCCUCACCUUUAAUCUCACCUUCAACUUCACAUAACGUGACACUGACAUGUCACUCUCCCCUCAUCCUCUUAGCCGUAUUGGGAGCAAUGUGGAUGGACAGUACCUGAUGGAUGGAGUCCCAUUCAGCUGCUGUAACCCCAGCUCCCCAAGACCCUGCAUCCAGAUCCAGAUGACCAACAACACUGCCCACUACAGCUAUGAUCACUACACAGAGGAGCUCAACGUUUGGAGCCGCGGCUGCAGUGAAGCUCUACUGUCCUACUAUGGAGGCAUGCUGAACACCAUCGGGGCGCUGGUGCUGCUGGUCACUCUGCUGGAGGUCAGGGCAUCAACACAAAAACACAAAUACACAAAAUGAAAACUCAAACAACAUGUGUAACAUGGAAUCACCAGUUAUAGUCAUAAAUGGGUCUCGAAUUUGUUGUUUUAUUCAUCCAUUCCUAUAAAGUGGAUCGACCAGCCCAAACCAAAGAGCUUAAAAAAAGCAAUCACAGAGCUCUGACACAAGAAGCAGUCCAGGCUGCUGAGCUACCUGGCUAAUGUCAACCAUCAACAUUUGGCUUUAUGCCUCAGGAGCACUUCUCUUCACUGUCAGUUUUUGUUUCAACUCUGUCCCAUAUAAGACAAACAUUUAUGAUUGGCUCAGUCUGAACUUGGUCUAAUGGAAGUUUGUCUAAACUGGAGGGUCUGCCAGAUCAAAAUAGCACUAAAUGAAAUAGUUGAGUAGGUUAUAAUACGCCAAAGGAUAGCUAGCAGCAGAAUGCAUCAUAACAACAUUUCUACAGAUAGAACUUGGACAGUACUUUUGAUCGAUUUUGUUACUUGCAAAUAACCACUACUAAAUCUACAGCGGUUAUCGAUGCAGCAGAUCUUGAAAUUCUAGUUCAGGGUACCUGAAGUUUCUCUGAAGGCGAGAUCAAAUGGAGCGCACUAUAAUUCAGCUCUGUUCAUUAUUUUUCCAAUCAUUGGAGGGUGGAAGUUACCAAAACCCAGAUUUGGUAGCCAAGCAAUAAGUUCUCACUGUGAAGCUUUUCCUUAUGUAUAUUGAUGUAUAAGUGUACAAGUAGAAUUUUUAAAUACUGGGUUUUAACAGAUAUCAAAUGGUUAUCUAAGUUGGUUGUAGUCAGACGUUUCCCCUUGGUUUUUGCGAAGCCAUUAUUGGUGGUCGCCAUAUUGGAAAUGUGGACUCAGUGUAACUUUUAUCAAUCUAAUGGUGCGGUCUGAUUACCUCUAAAAAGUUGGAUGUUGGAGCUGGAAAUAGUGUUACAUUCAAGUUGAUGGCAUUUACUAUCUGUAUGACUGUUUACAUGCAAAAACAAAUGAUAGUCUACAGACAGAACUUUUGAAAUGCUUUUGAGAUAAUAGGAAUUUAAUAUUAAGCAGCACACCCAAUGACAUCUUCAACAGGCAACUUGGGUUCUUCCUGACUUCUGAGGUCAAAUGGAGGAGAUUAUAAACAGGGGCAAAGAGGGAUUUAGGUGGGCCUUUAGCUGUCUGGCAAACAGAUCAAGUGCACCCACCUCUCAGUCAAACUAACCACGCACCUGAUUAUGCAACACGUAACUCAUCGCUCUGAUAUGACCAAGAUGGAUAAGUUGAAACAAUUUCAACUCCCCUACAUUUAUACACACAAAGUAAUGAGCAACUAAAACCUAAUUUUGAACCUCGCUGUGAAUGUUUUUAUUGGGGUGUAUCAGGUUUCCUAUGCUUUUAGAACCAGUCUCAAGUGGACACUUUAGGAACUGCAGAUAGUUGCAUUAAAAGCAUGAGCUUCUUCUGCUAGAAAAUGAGACUACCUCUUGGGGCCUCACUAUAAAUUGUUAAACUGAGUUACAAUAGGCUUAUUACUGCCCCUUGAGACUGGAGAAUCUAAAACACCCAACGACCCCUAAUGUUUCUGAACAUUUGUAGGAAUGGAUGUUUAUUUCCACCCCUUAAAACAACCUCAGGUUUCAGACAAGUCAAAGGUGGAAUAUUUACAACAGUAUUAUUGAUUGUACUCCUUAACUUCAAACACUAUUCAUUAAUAUAACACUUGUGUUUAGAAAUAUGUAACUUUGCUGUAAAGAGCAUUAUCGUGGUAUAUGUACAGAUGGUUUUGAGCUUCUUCAUCUCUUGUAUCCAGUUUACACAGUGAGCCAUGAUUGGCUCCAAAUUUAAUGUGAUCACUAAGUAACUUUCCCAAUUAAGCAGUUAAAUGUGGACACAGCCUCCGACUGUCUGACUCUGCCCAUACAUCAUCCUCCAGGAUCCAAAUGUCUAGAUUAUUCGAAAGUCAAGUGAGGAUAUGUAUGGCCAGAUGGUUCAAGUGAGAGGACAAGCCUGUGUAAACACUUGCAGGAUAGAACGCUGACCCAGUUGGCACUUCCUUUUUUACACCUCACCUCCAGCAUCAUCUGCGUGCAAUUACUCCUCACCAAACAAGUCAGCUCUCCUCCUGCCACACUGCCAGGUAUCCCUACGCCACCUUUGCCUGCAGCUUACCUGGAGAGUCUCACCUACUCCUUUAAACCUAAAUGUUAAUCCAGCAGCCAACUGGCAUGUCGCCCCAGCCCAAACUCAAAUCUGUUGUUGUUGUUCAUGUCCAAGAACCUGCAAUCCAUUUCCAAGAACCAGGACAUGAACAGACAAAUCCGUAGAACUUGAUGACCUCCGUCGUGAUCGCUUCAUUAGCGCCUCUGGUGGCAGUAAAUAUCGUCCUAUAGAUCAACCCAGACACCUAUGAAACCAGGCAGGCAAACCCUUCAGAAAUCUCAGCUCCAAGCAGGACCCUGAAUGUUGCAAUAAGAUUUGAGACGAGUUAUGCAAGCUCCUCUGACACAGAUAGUGAGUAAUGGGCUAAUCUAAGAGAGGUGACGAGGACAGACCCACUUCCUGGAUAUUGAGCUCUCGGUCUGAUUUUGGAUCAGUGCUAAUAAUCUUAAAUUAGCUCUCCACAUUCCUACAGAGGUAAAAAGGUCUUUUGAGAACUUAUUUGUAUAUAUUUAUACAUUUUUUGGUCAUUUUUUAAACUCCUCUACACAUACCCACAUGUUCCCAUUUUCCUGUACGCAAAGACACACGCUUUGGUAGAUAUUGUAGUCUGACUUUGCCCAUUUACAGACUUUAUAUUUUGGAGUUCUCAUGAGAGAGAAACAAACAGCUAUAUGUAUUAUUGGUUAAUCAUCAAGCUUUACUCUUUAUCAAUUAGUUGCUUAUUCAACGAAGUAUAAAUGCUAAGUGCAAUUUGCCAAAGGAAUUGUCAAACUGUAUGUUGUUUGUUUAAAAAGCAGUCAAAUCAAGUAACAAACUCCAUAAAGCAGUAAAAUCUCUCAUUUUAGAGGCUGAAAUCACAAAGUAUUCAAAGUUUUGGCAAGAAUUGUUGUUUUGCACUCACAGACUUAUUGUAAGAGCAUAUAAUCCACCGUCACCAAGGGCAGAGACAGACUUUUUAUGACUGGGGUGUCCAGACUGAGCUAAUGACAUAUUCAGGAUGUGUGCGCAAAUAUACAAUGAAAGGUAAUUGUUCACCUCUUCUGUAAGUACUCAUCGUGUUUGAAUGAAAAUGAAAGAUAUCUUAUACAUAAAGUGGAAACGUUUAAAUCUUUUUAGCUUUAAUCUAUUAGGUUAAACAAGAAGAUCCCUGUCUAGAGUCAUAAUUAGAACAAAGAAAGCUCCUAGCAACCUGUAGAAAAACAGCCCACGGUUUAUUCUAACUUUAGCACUGACGCUGACAUGACAAAUAGCCAGUCAUUAAGUACAUUUGUAUGAACCAUUAAUUCAAGCUACAGUAGCUCAAUUACACUAUUUUAUUGGACUGGUGUACUUGUACCCACUAAACAAGUACCUUGUAAGAAACAAUAAAUGCCGAAAAAAAAUAGGUGGCAAAAUGACCCCCUUUCAGCUCGUUAAUAUUGGACCCACCUUUAUGUCAUAUACUGAAACAAGUGACUAGUUAGUUUUAUAUUGAAAAGUGUUAGCAAUUUCCCCCUGAGGAUUAAUAAAGUAUUUCUGAUUCUGAUUCUGAUACAUGGAAAACAUAUCAGCUCUGUACCCUUGGUAUACUGCACAACACGACACGACAUGAAACAAUACAAUACAAUAUUAUAUGGUAUGAUAGGAUACAUUACAAUACACAACACUGAUGUGAUAAGAUAUGAUACGAUACAAUACUGUAUCACAUGAAGGGAUACUAUACGAUACAGCACACAACACUAUGCUUUGCUGUGCUACUCUCCAGCUUACUUAAACAUACUUAUGCGUGUUAAACACACUUAAACACACUUAUGUGUGUGUAAGUACUAAUGUUGACAUCUGGGUCAAAGCCUGUUUGUGUGUAAACUGAAUAGCUUGGGCCUAAGCCCGUUGCAUAUACAUGGCAUCUAUAUACAUUUGAUUUAGUGCUAUUUUAAUCAGACGAACAUAUUUACUUAUAAUUUUAAAUUCAAGGUUCAGUUAAACUAAUGCAAUGGGUCAAUUUUUUAGGAUGUUGGGUGGCACAUCAGAUUCUAAGAUUCACCAGUUGAAUUGAUGAUACUUAUUUUUAAUUGACUUAUCUUGAUGAUGGCAGUUUCUUUGAGUCAAGCAAAUUCUUGAGAACUUCAGAUAAAUUUAAGUUUUUUUAAGUGUCUUUUUGCCCAUUAGUAGCAGACAUAUUUUUUGCUCCUCAGGGGUUGAUACUGUGUUUUCAGCUGUACCUUAUCUCGGUCCCUGUCCAUUUCAGAUUGGCGUAACCAUCGGCCUGCAGUACGUGGACUCCUCCCUGUCCACCCUGGCUAACCCUGACGACCCGGAGAGCGAGAGCGAGGGCUGGAUCCUGGAGAAGACGGUGAAGGAGACGUUCACUGACAUCAUGGCCAAAAUGAAGGCCAUGGGCAAAGGCAGCAAGGUGGAGGAGGGGGGCGAGGCGGUUGCAACAGUGAGCUGAGCUGACCCCCCAAUCCUGCAACAAAAACUGACAUCGCUCCCACCUGAAGAGGAGAGGACAGGGAUGUGUGAGAAUGCUACAUUUUUCUACCAACGUUUAUUAUGUAGACACAGCACACGUAUUCUACUAUGAAGCCCUUUUUGAAUGGACUCCUUCAUACAAAUGAACUCCUUGCAUUGAUAAUUAUAAGCUGUGUAUUCAUACAUAGAGAGAGAUUAUAGGAUGAGUUAUGUCAUGGUUUUUUCUUUUGGUUUUUCCCAACCAAACAAGUCAAUCUCA